GGCGGGGCGAAGAGCUCGAAUCCCUGCGAGACGGGCGAGGAUCGGCUGACGCUCCGGCCGCCUGCCGGGGCUGCGAUUCCCUGCCCACCGCCAGGGAUUCCAGCAUGGACUCUGUGCUCCUGACCCGAGGGCCUCCCAUGUCCAUCAAGUCUAAACAGCUGUGUUUCUGCUUGGCACAGGAAGACACCCUACAGCAUGAAGAAGCCAUACUUUUGGAACUUCUGCACCAGUUCCUCUGUAAACUGGUGUAUAGCCUUCCAAUUUCCCUCUACGUUGUGUGACCUGAAAACAAAGGAGACAGAGGGAAUUUCUGUGGAAAUGAGUGCCUGCAAUGAGAUUUCCUGACAAGAAGUUGAUACAAGAGAAGGAAAGGAGAUCAACAGUAGCAAACUGGUUUCAGAUAACCAGGAUUUUGUACUUAUCUCCUCCAACUACAGACGUCAUUGCCUACUUUUAAGUCAGAGAUAACUACAGUCAGAACCCAGACAAGGCGAAAGGAUACAUUUCUUCUGCAUUUUUUGAGAUUAGAGAAACUGCAAUGUCUAGGAAACAAAACCAGAAGGAUUCAUCAGGAUUUAUUUUUGAUUUACAGUCCAAUACGGUACUGGCCCAGGGAGGAGCUUUUGAGAACAUGAAAGAGAAGAUAAAUGCAGUGCGUGCAGUAGUUCCCAAUAAGAGCAACAAUGAAAUCAUCCUGGUUUUGCAGCACUUUGAUAAUUCUGUGGACAAAACAGUACAGGCAUUUAUGGAAGGUAGUGCCAGUGAAGUACUCAAAGAAUGGACAGUAACAGGCAAGAAAAAGAACAAAAAGAAGAAAAGCAAACCAAAACCUGCAGCAGAAGCAAGUAACAGUAUCCCAGAUUCCAGUAAAUCAGUUUCCAUUCAAGAGGAGCAGUCUACACCUUCCUCAGAGAAAGGUGGUGUUAAUGGUUACCAUGUCAACAGUGCCAUCAAUGAUACUGAGUCCGUGGACUCACUCAGUGAAGGUAUGGAGGUACUUUCAAUAGAUGCCAGAGAAUUGGAGGAUCCUGAGUCUGCCAUGCCAGAUACACUGGAUAGAACAGGAUCCAUGCUGGGGAACAGUGUCUCUGAUUUUGAGUCCAAGCCUUUGACUAUGCACUCUACUCAGAAUUCUCAACAAAAUAGGAAUGCUGCUAAGUCUCUCUCAAGAUCAACUGCAGGACCUCAGUUUUUGAAUCUGGGGAUAGAAAAUGUUCCACUCUCCACCAACAAAAAGCUAGGUUCCAACAUUGAAAAAUCUGUGAAAGACCUCCAGCGCUGCACAGUGUCUCUUGCCCGGUAUCGUGUUGUAGUUAAAGAAGAGAUGGAUGCUUCCAUUAAGAAAAUGAAACAAGCAUUUGCUGAAUUGCAGAGUUGUUUAAUGGAUCGAGAAGUGGCAUUGCUUGCUGAAAUGGACAAAGUGAAAGCCGAAGCAAUGGAAAUUUUGCUCAGCCGGCAAAAGAAAGCUGAACUUCUAAAGAAGAUGACUGAUGUGGCUGUUCGAAUGUCAGAGGAGCAAUUGGUUGAACUCAGAGCUGAUAUCAAGCACUUUGUUAGUGAACGUAAAUAUGAUGAGGAUCUGGGACGAGUAGCCAGGUUCACCUGUGACGUAGAGACCCUAAAGAAGAACAUUGAUUCAUUUGGACAAGUGUCCCAUCCAAAGAAUAGCUAUUCCACCAGAUCCCGAUGUAGCUCAGUUACAUCUGUGUCCUUGAGUAGCCUGGGCGAUGCCUCUGCUGCUUCCUCUUCCACCUGUGCGUCCGCUCCCAGCCUUACCAGUGCUAACGAGAGACACUCGGGACCAGGACAGACUCCUGCAGCCAGAGCAAACCCCAGUGGCCGGCCCUGCCAGCCUCAACGAGAGGUAUUGCCGGGGAACAGACGAGGAGGACAAAAGUCCAGUGACUCCACGAACCAAGGGCGACAUGACAAUGGGGGUCGUUACAGAAACAGCUCCUGGUAUCCAUCUGGUUCCAGGUAUCAGAGUGCUCCAUCCCAGACAUCAGGAAACACUAGUGAGCGAGGCCAGGCUCGCUCUGCAGGGACCAGUGGAACUGGAGCCAGCGCAGAGCCCAGCCCACCCAAACCCUCAUUCAAAAAAGGGCUCCCCCGGCGCAAACCCAGGACCGCUCAGCAUGAAGCCGUGAACUCUUGAGGGAAAUUCAGUUGGCCUCUCUCCUCUCUCUCACACAAUUCAACUUGGUAACUGGACUUUAGGAAACGUAUAGUGAGAUUUAAUAACAAACAGGUAUACGCAUAUCACUUUUUAUGCCAUUCUAAAUAUUUUUGGUCUCUUCUCUCCUCAUUUUCUUUUUACCAUUUUUGGAAGGGACGUCGUUUCUCCUUUGACCUUUCCCAAAGACUGAUUGAAGUGACCUUGAAUAGAUUGAUUCUGAUUGGUCAUUUCCGUAGGAAUCACAGGCAAGUGUUGCCAGGUCUCAGAGGGAAAGCAGUGUCCCUCCCAGUGCACAGGCCUCUCAGUCGCCUGGAGAGGCCUUCCUCAGCAGCACCCUGCUGUUCCGGUUCUCAGGAGAUGCGUCAGAGCUAGUCUUGUUGCUCUUCCAGUCUAAGCAGAAGCCCCACAUGCCUGUCAGGAUCCCUCUAAACAGCGGUGUAACCAGGAGAGGCAGUGAGGGGAGUGUGUCCUACACUGAAUUAGCCAGAGAAGGGGAUACUUAAUUGAUGAGAGGGGAAGACACUAGGAAACAUUGAGAAUAGGCCUCUGCUCCCAGAACAUUCCUAAGAUUGAUGCUCAGAUCAGUGUUUCAGUCUCCUACUUGGCACCAUAGCCUAACCUGCAGUUUCUCCAAAAUUCCCAAAGUUGUCUUUCCUAUUAGGUCAGGCUACAAAUCAAUCCAGGGAAGUCAAUGGGAAAGUAGCAUUUAAUUAAAGUGAAAAAAGGAAAAAAAAGUAUUUCUUUGUUUCAGUGUUUAAAGAUUUUGUUGUUAUUGUUCUCCCUCUUUCCUGAGUCCUAUUCUGAUCCUGAACCAAAUUUAUAGCAAUACAAUUAGUGUUAAUCUAAGAUGUUACCUAUCAAAAAAUUGCCACAGUCAGUCUUUAUAUUUGAAUAAAUAAAAUCAACUGCAUAAACAUUCCCACAUUUGUUUCACAGCAGCAAAUGACUUCAUUUCAUUAUCUCAUCUUCUCUGGGCCUCACUGGGUAGAAGUCACUACUGACACCUUGUUUGCGGCUUAAAAUGAGGGUGUCUGAUUCCUAAAUCAUUUGUCCACCAUGUAGCUCCAGAAUCAAAUUAAAAUGUGUGAGCCAGGAUGAGCAAGUGCAGCUAUUCCUUGUGGGAAUGGAUUUGUAGGACAGGGAAUGGUGACUUCCCAGAGGAGAGCCUACCAGUGUAGAAAAACCACAGCUGCCAACAGUACCUCCAGGCAGCCAAGGUUCUGUGAACACCCCUCUCCUCCAAGCCUGCCUCUUGGCAGGAGCAGGGAAGGUAACAGGACGAUGGAGCUCCUGCAUGGAGCAGGUGGCAUUGGUGCCAAACCCCUCCACCCACACCUGUCACAGCACCUGUGGUUUAACAACAGUAGAGCCUUUUCUUUCUCCAGCAUUUGUUCUCCCAAGUCUGCAGCCCAGACUGUAAGUGGCAGUGGUGCAGAACUUAGCUGCCUCAGGCCUUCCCCUGGCUCUUGGCUGAAGCCGAGCUGUCAGUGUUCAGGUUGGUUGAACAGACUGAGAGACAGAGAAAGAGAGAAUGCGUGUGCAUGUGCGUGUGUGUGUGUGUGUGUGUGUGUGUGUGUGUUUCAGUAGUCAAGGAGUACUGGGAGGCGAGGCCAUUUUCUAUGGGGCUAAUACCUCAUUUUGGAAAUAUGUCAAACAACAUCAUCAGCCUUCCUGGUGUCAGGAAAAUGCCCUGCUUUUCUGAGUAAUUGCUUACCUAUACUUUGCAGGAAAUCCAGAGAUUGAAGUGACCUUGAAGGAUUAUAAGGUCUAUAUCCCCAUAUCCAGGCAAGACUGCAUUUAACCACUUAGACAGAUGGGAGGCCGCAUGUUUGUCAAAACCACUUCAAAGUUGAAAUUAAAAUCUCCUUAUAGGAAAAUA
Manis pentadactyla (Chinese pangolin) is the source of this 4055-nucleotide messenger RNA. It is a transcript of the gene SPATS2, whose product is annotated as spermatogenesis associated serine rich 2. The transcript is spliced from 14 exons. Gene Ontology annotation, molecular function: protein binding. Gene Ontology annotation, cellular component: cytoplasm. The coding region runs from base 539 to 2155 and encodes 538 amino acids. Lineage: Eukaryota; Metazoa; Chordata; Mammalia; Pholidota; Manidae. The record is from RefSeq and is a predicted model, not a curated record.